Messenger RNA from Gigantopelta aegis, 1620 nucleotides. Its product is annotated as glycine-rich cell wall structural protein-like. The record is from RefSeq and is a predicted model, not a curated record. NCBI's taxonomy places the organism in Eukaryota, Metazoa, Mollusca, Gastropoda, Neomphalida, Peltospiridae. The transcript is spliced from 8 exons. Bases 1 to 1620 code for a protein of 539 amino acids.
AUGAUCGUAUUACUGUUGAUGGUGUUAGAUGGACAAGAUUUUGGUGGUAUCAAGGCACUGGAUGGCCAACCAAUGAAAACUGAUGUGCUAGGAGAUGGGUCUUUAAUCCAUUACAUGCCAUGCUCAUGCAGUCUGGAAUGCAUUCUACCAUCAUUUACCUCAGAAAGUAGUAAACAACAAGCCAUGGAAUCCAAAAGUGAUCACAGGUCAUGGACCUGUAGCUCCACAGGACAGUUUAUGUAUCGUAUUGAACAUGGAGUAAAAUCACUACUAAUAGAUGAUGAUAAUUGUGACUGUAAAAAGCAGUCUCAGUAUGGGACAUGGAGACAGAAGGAUCCUAGAGGUAUGAAUGCAAGAGAGACGCGAAAUGGUUACAAAACAGAGGAAGCAGAUGAUGUAGAAUUGUCAAUAUUCACCAUCACAAGUCAGUCAGUCCCUCAGUGUAUUGAGUUACAAUUUUAUGGAAAGAAUCCCUUUAAGUCUUUGCAUGUUGAAGUUUACAUUAUAUUGUCCGCGUGUAUAUCCUUAAGCACGGGGGGGGGGGGGGGGGGGGGGGGGGGGGGGGGGGGGGGGGGGGGGGGGGGGGGGGGGGGGGGGGGGGGGGGGGGGGGGGGGGGGGGGGGGGGGGGGGGGGGGGGGGGGGGGGGGGGGGGGGGGGGGGGGGGGGGGGGGGGGGGGGGGGGGGGGGUGGGGGGGGGGGGGGGGGGGGGUGGGGGGGGGGGGGGGGGGGGGGGGGGGGGGGGGGGGGGGGGGGGGGGGGGGGGGGGGGGGGGGGGGGGGGGGGGGGGGGGGGGGGGGGGGGGGGGGGGGGGGGGGGGGGGGGGGGGGGGGGGGGGGGGGGGGGGGGGGGGGGGGGGGGGGGGUGGGGGGGGGGGGGGGGGGGGGGGGGGGGGGGGGGGGGGGGGGGGGGGGGGGGGGGGGGGGGGGGGCGGGGGGGGGGGGUGGGGGGGGGGGGGGGGGGGGGGGGGGGGGGGGGGGGGGGGGGGGGGGGGGGGGGGGGGGGGGGGGGGGGGGGGGGGGGGGGGGGGGGGGGGGGGGGGGGGGGGGGUGGGGGGGGGGGGGGGGGGGGGGGGGGGGGGGGGGGGGGGGGGGGGGGGGGGGGUGGGGGGGGGGGGGGGGGGGGGGGGGGGGGGGGGGGGGGGGGGGGGGGUGGGGGGGGGGGGGGGGGGGGGGGGGGGGGGGGGGGGGGGGGGGGGGGGGGGGGGGGGGGGGGGGGGGGGGGGGGGGGGGGGGGGGGGGGGGGGGGGAGGGGGGGGGGGGGGGGGGGGGGGGGGGGGGGGGGGGGGUGGGGGGGGGGGGGGGGGGGGGGGGGGGGGGUGGGGGGGGGGGGGGGGGGGGGGGGGGGGGGGGGGGGGGGGGGGGGGGUGGGUCUUUAAUCCAUUACCUGCCAUGCUCAGGAGUCUGCGAAUGCAUUCUAUCAUACAUUUACCUCAGAAAGUAAUAAACAAGAAGCGUGCGAGAAUUGAAGCGUGGAAUUCGCGAAUCCAAAGUAGAUCAAAAGGGUCUCGGGGCACCGGUGAGAGGCUCUCCCACAAGGCACAGUUUUUCAGGGUAUUAGUAUUUGAAAACCUCUGGCGGAGUAAGAGUUUGGUAAAUAUCAGGACUAAUAGUGUGAACUGA